Molecule: messenger RNA, 1093 nt
Organism: Mollisia scopiformis
Lineage: Eukaryota; Fungi; Ascomycota; Leotiomycetes; Helotiales; Mollisiaceae
Exons: 3
Coding region: 175-882 (235 amino acids)
Source: RefSeq, a predicted model, not a curated record
CAUCAACGAACAGCACUCAGGUAAUUGCAAAGGUAGGCUCUGCGUCUCACGGUUUAAUUUCCUUAAGCCUGCUACUGCUAUAUCUCUCUCCUGAUACGAGCCCUUUCGCGGGACUUUCUUCUCUCUCCCCUCUCACCCCGCAUUCUCCAUCCUCACUCACAACCAGCAUAAGCCAUGGCUCCCAAAAUCUCGGCUCGCAUUUCUUUGCGAUGGCUACCGAGUACAGAAGCCCCUUCCGAGCCUACAGAUACGAUUGUCUUCGGUGUUGGGGCGUACUUCGUUGAUCUGCGGGUGCUCAAGACCGACAAUACAAUCGACUGGGCACUGGCUGGCGAACGACAAAUCGUGUCAACAGAUCCGUUAAAGGUACGCUGGAUCAAGACCCUCGACUCCCUCGGCCUCACAGAAGAACCAGACGAAGGCGACUUCACAACCCUCCCUAAUGGCGAUAGUCUCGAAACCGGAGCAAUGCCUUGUCCAGAGAAGGGGAUGGCAGUAACACAAUACGAGGAGGUAUGGCAAGUGUUGGCUCCACAAUCUGGUCCUGACGGAGAGAAAGGUAGUGCGUGGAUACUUGAGAGUAUUGAUGCGGCAGAUACCAUGAAGACCUUCUUGGGACGAAUCGGUGGAUCAUAUAUGGCGAUGAGAGGGAAGACUGGAGAAGCGUGGAAGGAAGGAGAGUUUGGGGCGAGGAGUGAGGAGUGGGAUGCGAGCGAUAGGAAAUGGAAGAAUAAACACGUUAUUGGGUAUAUCGCGGGGCUUCCGUCUCCUGCUGAGUUGGGCACUGGUUUAUUUGCUGGGGAGGAUACAUGGAAAGAGGGAGACAAGGUUGCCGUUCUUGGGCAGGAAUAUAUUGUGCGGGCGUUUGAGGCUCUCCAGUGAAAGCUUGCUGAGCUUCUUGAAUCGACUAUCCCCAAAGUCUCCAUUCUGCUUAAUUGCAAAUGAGAACACCUUACAUCUGCGCAUUUUCCAUCCGAGUCCAUUUCCAUGUCAGAGUUCUUCCCGAUUAUGUCUCGGUUCUCCUGCCUUUGAUACUAUGGUGCCUUACUUACAUUCGACUUACCUCAUAUUCGAAGACCUGGGCUAGUGUCUG